CCCCCCGCUCGUCGUCGCUGGCGCGUUGACGGCUUGUUGGUAAACACGGAUCGGAUCCCGUCCCCGACUUCCUCCGGCGCAUUGAUGCACCCGUUUCAGUGGUGUAACGGGUGCUUCUGUGGUCUGGGACUGGUCUACUCCAACAAGUCGUGCACCAUGCCUCCCAUCACCUUCCAGGACCUGCCCCUGAACAUCUACAUGAUCAUCUUUGGCACAGGCAUCUUUGUCUUCAUCCUUAGCCUCAUCUUCUGCUGCUAUUUCAUCAGUAAACUACGACACCAGGCACAGAGCGAGCGGUUUGGGUACAGAGAGGUAGUUUUAAAGGGAGAUCCCAAAAAGCUGAAUCUUCAUGGGACGUGCGCCGUCUGCCUGGAAGACUUCAAAGUGAAAGACGAGUUGGGCGUGUUGCCAUGCCAACAUGCCUUCCACAGGAGGUGCUUGGUAAAGUGGCUGGAGGUGCGCUGCGUCUGCCCCAUGUGCAACAAACCCAUCGCCGGCCCCCCAGAGCAGCAUCACAGUAUUGGGACCCUACUGGACGAACUGGUGUAACUAAGGAAUCUCUGCCAGCUUGGCUGGGAUGUAGCCAGACUAGGCAAGCUGGUAGAAACUAGCAACUGACAGGAGGACACUGUUACGUUGUAAUAACCCAGUGAAACACCAACAAAUGAUGAGGCGGGGUAACCUAGUUACAACCCGGAGAGGGACUCUGAGGGAUGCCGUUGCCUAGCAACUACCCCUGAGUUGGCGACACACGACACCUUGUGGUGUCUGAGAGAUUAUCUUCAGCCAUUAACUCCACACAUCACUCCACCACUCUCCUCCUUUCAGCAUACCCUUGUUUGUUCAACUCCCUCUCUUUCUCCACCAUCGCCCCCUCACACUUCCACCUCUGUCCCUCUCUCUUGUCACAUUCCCUGAGGCUGAGAGCGCUACUGAGAUGGAAGAGCAAUACAGCCAUGUUUUACAUAUGUGAACAAAUGGGUAAGGAGGGAAAUGAGCAUUGGGUUGGAGGCAAGAUCCUCUCUGAGCAUUUUCACAUGAUAUGAUAUGAUAUGAUAUGAUAUGAUAUGAUAUGAUAUUGAUUGGAGAGUCCCAGUAUCGAUACAGAAAAUGGAUGAAUAUCGGGUAAUCAUGCCUGCCUAAGUUUAUUUGAAACAAGAAACUCAGAGACGGUUAGAUAGAUAAAUUGGUACUUCCUGCUCAGAGAGCUUGCCUACAAUGCAAACAGAACUGGAAGCAGCACAAAGAAGUGUUGGAGGAAGCUUCACUACCUAGUGAGUUUCACUGCUAAUGUCACAAAUACAACAAGAUAUAUGUGUUAAGAACGGAAAAGAAAAUCCAACAAUGUGCCAGAGAUGUUGAAGCUGGCUAAAAUUUAGCUAGAGUAAAAGAGCUGACUUGAACCAAAUAUUUCUCAUCUGCUUAGUGUUAUAUUUUGUCAUUGCUAGUGAAGAAGGACAUACUGUUACCAGGGCAUAUAAUGUAUAGUUUUGGACAAAGAGGGUUUAAAACAAGUUGAAAGCUCAUAAGGGAGUAUUUAUUACCAUAAAUAAAAGUUGUGUUUUUGACAGGUCAGACGGCAUCAUACCUAACAAUCAGCAGGACUUGAAUGGUUGCAUUGUACAGGGAAAGAGCACUGUUUGCCUCUAGCUAUAAUCCAAGUGUAGCAAGUCAACAGUUUUGUUUUUCAUCUUGUGAAAUUGUUUUCUUUCCUACAAACUCAUAAUUAUCGAUUUUGUAUUGAGAAAUUGCAGUUGAUAUUCAAUAUGGAAAAUCCAUAUUGGUUCCCACCGCUAGUAUGUUUUAUAUGUUCCAGUUGGUUUUGCUCCUGAGAUUUAACAUUGUUAUUGACAUGCCUUUAGCAACAUGUUAUGGAUUUACUGUUUUAACACUGACUGCAGGAAUUUACAGUUUGUGCGUCUGCUCUUCACUGCACCAGUUUCGUUCUUGGCUGUGAUUUGUUUUAAGGUUGUUUUUUUUUGUAUUUCACUUCAACUCAAGUGUUUUAAAAACCAGUGCCACUUUUCAUGGCAAAUAUUUUUCGACGAAAGCGCCAAAGCAGGUAUAGUGUUUUUGGGGGUAACUGCUUAAAAGUUCUAUUAAUGUGACAGAAAUGUUUUCAUCAGCCGAUGGUGAAGGACGUAGAGGCAUAGUACUUACAUGUCAUCAUGUGAAUUCAGCUGGUAAAAACACUCAAUUGCACUUUUAUACAAAGAAAUUUGUCCAUUCUCGCCGGUGGUUGUACAUUCCUUGAUUGUUAGUUUUGUGGUUUACAACAAGUUUUCAGCCAUUGUAAGCAAGCACUGCCUAAAUUGAGCACAAACCUCACUAAGCACAUGAUCCGGAUGGACAUAUCCACUGUAAUUUAUUGCCAAUGUCAAUGUGAACCUGUUGACUCCAGGGAGACUGGGUUACCGUGAAAGGACAGGUCUGGUUCACGUGUUACAUUCGCGAGACAUGGGUGAAAUAUGAUGUUAGAAGUGCCGUUUCUGGCCACAUUCCACAUUUUGUAAUCCAAUAGAGGUAAAAUACCUUUGACCCGAGACAAUAAUAAAUCCAGUUG
Messenger RNA from Lampris incognitus (smalleye Pacific opah), 2563 nucleotides. Its product is annotated as RING finger protein 122. The record is from RefSeq and is a predicted model, not a curated record. Bases 85 to 549 code for a protein of 154 amino acids. The transcript is spliced from 6 exons. Lineage: Eukaryota; Metazoa; Chordata; Actinopteri; Lampriformes; Lampridae.